Molecule: messenger RNA, 2555 nt
Organism: Trematomus bernacchii (emerald rockcod)
Lineage: Eukaryota; Metazoa; Chordata; Actinopteri; Perciformes; Nototheniidae
Product: F-box only protein 41-like
Molecular function (GO): protein binding
Source: RefSeq, a predicted model, not a curated record
AGAGUUCAGAGUGUUUUCGCAGCCGGACGGGAGGUUGGUGUUCAUGAUUAUGGGAUGUCUCGUUCAAACGCUCGGAGUGUAAAAAGAGGAGCAGGAAACCAUGGCAACCGGGAGGGGAUUUUACCUUAGAGCUGAUUGAUCGACGCACGAGACAGAUCUCCGUUUCCUGCACAGGUGCAGCUUCCUGCUGAAGAAUGUCUUCCUCUUCCUCUUCCUCUUCGUCUUCUUCUUCUUCUUGUCCCUCUUCCUCCUCGCUGCCCUACUUCUGUCCUCGCUGUGGAGACGGUUUUCGUUUCUCGUCCGUACCUGAGCUCCGUGUUCACCUGGUCAGCCGACACACCUACGAGACCCUGCUGGUGCUGUCACAGGGUCGUGUCCGGAGCUCCAGCGUUCUGCUCCCCCUUCCUGGUCCCGUUUUACCCCAGAAACAGAGCUCCUCUCUGGGCCUCUCCCUCCAGAUGGACCUGGCCUCCUUCGGGGAUCCUCCAGAGGACCUCUCCAAAGCUCUGGCUCUCCCGCAGUCUGUGCAGCCUUUCCUGGGUAAGAAGCUCCGUGAAGUGGGGGUCCUGAACCUGGAGGUCAUUGACAUCGGGCUGGAAGAGCGUCUGGGACUCGGAGUGGAUCUUAAAAUCGGACGGAUGUUUGCGGAGGUCGAGGAGAGGGUGAACCGACGAGUGUUUCGACUGAAGGCGGAGCUUCGGAAGAGGGAGGCGGAGCUAGAGAAAGAGAGGCGGGGCCGAGAGAGGCUGAAGAGCCAGAAACAGGAAGUGGAGGAGCGGGCGGCGUACCUGUCCAGACAGGUCUGUGCUGCGGUGGAGAUGAUGGAGCGCCUGAAGAAAGAUCUGGAAGGAAAAGACCAAGAGCUGAACGAGCGACAACAGGAGAUGGUGGACAUUGAGUCAUUUCUGAGAGAAACUGCAGAGAAAGAGGCCGAAGCAAAAUCCAGACUACAGGUGUUCAUCGAGACGCUGUUGGCGCGCGCUGACCGUGCAGAGAGGCAGUUACUGCUGGCCAGCUCACACACACAUCUGUACACACACACUGAACCUUACACACACCCCUACACACACACACAUGGACACACACCUGCAGUCGGGUGGGGGGGGCGCAGUCUGGACGCCAGCACUGAGGACGUCCUGGCAGACAAGAUGCAGGGCAGCAUCGGAAACAGGAGGAGUUACAGCGUGUCGGGUUCCUGCAGACUGGGGGAGCAGCUGUACAGCCAACAUCCCUACAGUGGUGUUUCUGGUCUGAUGCGGACUUCCUCUCUGGGAUCUGGAGGAUGGGAUGAAGAGGGGGGGCUCCAACAACAUGUUCCACCCUGGACCAGAAGAGAGAGGCACAGGGAGCAGGAGGGAGGCUGUCGGAGGACGUGGAGCAAAAGAAACCUUCGCCAGUACAGCACCGAAGAAGAAGAGGAAGAGGAAGAGGAUGAAGAAAUAGAAGAACAAGAGGAGGAAGAGGAAGAAUUCUGGUGCAGCGCUGAGAUCCGGAGGCUCGUUUUCGCCCGGAAAAACACACCUGGCUCAAAUGCCUCCCUUUCACCAGCCCGUCCUCACCUGGCGGACAUCUUGCGUUUGAGGGCGGGUCUUUUCUGCGUGUUUCUAUAUUUGGACGUGCGCUCGCUGCUGCACGCCGCUGAGGUCUGCUCUGAUUGGCUGUUCGUUGCUAGACACCCGGCCGUAUGGACACGCCUCCGGCUGGAAAACGCCAGGGUGUCCGCUGAGUUCCUGACCACCCUGUCUCAGUGGUGCACUCAGACUCAGUCCGUGGUUUUGCACAACCUUAAGCCUCGGAGCAGACGAGCCGACGAGACGCGGGAGGAUUACCACAAAAACACACGGGGCGUAGUGGAGCCCGGGGUGGAGGUCCUGCUCCGGUCGGCGGGGGGCAGUCUGCUUCACCUGUCUGUCUCUCAGUGUCCUCACAUCCUCACAGACAGGACGCUGUGGCUCGCCAGCUGCUACAGCAGGAACCUGAACACACUCACAUACAGGAGCUCUUCAGAUCCUCUUGGUCAUGAGGUUCUCUGGGCCCUGGGUGCAGGCUGCAGGAACAUCAGCAGCCUGCAGGUGGCGCCAGCUCACCCCUGCCAACAGCCCACUCGCUUUGGAAACCGCUGCCUGCAGACGAUUGGUCGAUGCUGGCCCCGCCUCCAAUCCCUCAGUGUGGGCGGAGCCGGCUGUGGGACGCAGGGAUUGGUCGCCUUAGUGCGUAGCUGUGCUCAGCUCCAGGUGUUGGAGUUGGAGCGUGUUUCCGACCUCGGCCUGCAGGCGGCGACGGCGCUGUGUGAGGCCGGACUGAAGAGCGUACACACACUGAUCCUCACACACACUCCUGUCAGCGGCCAGGCCCUUCUGCACUUCCACAGUGUGUGUGAGAACAUCAGGUCCAUGGGUGUGGAGGUCUCGGUGUCGGAUUACUUCGAGGAGCCCGACUCUCAGGAAGCUCAGCAUCUGUUCUGGGAAAUAUUGAACACACUGAAGGUUCUCCAGAAACGUCCCGGUCUGUGUGACGUCCUGCAAGUUAAAACUGGAUGAACGGAUGAACAUGAA